GCAUUCUGGUACUUACAGUCCGUGCCACAUAGCCGUCUCCCCCGGUCGGUAACUUUGCACAGUCGGAACCGAGUCCAGAGAGGACGAAGGACUACACUCCGCCGUGUUCCCGGGAUGUUUUCCAGCCACUCUUAUCCGGUAUCUGGGAUAUCGUGCGGUGGAUUUCGGGAAUAACGUUUUUAUUCGGGCGGAAAAGUUUGGCGGCUGCGUCGCUAAUGAAGAGGAGCUAACCGAGCUAACUGAAUGAGAGGAGGUUUAUUUUGAAAAACCUUUUCGCUGUUUGACAAUGAUCCGCGUCUCCAGAACCGGUUCGGUGCCUCUGCGUUGCUUUUAAAAAAGCUAUGGAGUGCUGCCAUACGCGUCAUUUGUUUCGGGGGCUGCUGUCUCUGCUGUUAUCAGACUCCUUUCAUUGAUUUGGCCGUUCCUUAACCAAACACGAAUUAUAAGAGUAUGAAAGGAAAUCAGGUGUGCUGAGCUGUUUCUGUGUUUGUUGUUUUUAAAACCUUCCUCCAAAGAAUGUCCGACUCUGAAAGUUCAUAUCUGGGUUUGGAGGAUCCGCAGUGGCUUUGCAUGGUCACACUUUUCCUCGCGUCCCUCGUCACCCUCGUACUGUAUUUCGUGCAGUAUUUCCAGCAAAGCGGCGGACAGAGAGCAGAGGACAAUGCGGCGAAGGAGAGGGAGGAAGCCGCCUCUCUGCUGGGAUGGGCGCUGUCACUGAAAAGCUGGAAGAGUCAGUGGAGAGGAGCCUGGUGCAGGGCUUUGAAUGACGAGUCAAGGAAGCGUGGGGGUCCUGUUGUGUUGACAUUUGAAGAGGAUGAUGUUGAGGCGUCGGAGCUCACCGUCAGCCAAGUGUCCAGCUUUCAGAAGUCUGCCCGAAACAAGUCCGCUUCCUGCAGCGUGGUCGGGGAGAAGCUUCAGUUCUCCGUCAGCGCAGCGUCGACAGCCAUGGUUACAGCAGAGCCUCGUAAAUACACGGUCUGCAUAGCUCCGCUGGAGCUACAGCUCGAUCUGCACAUGCAAGAAGCUGAAGACAUGGUCAAGCUGAGCUGGGGAGUGUCUCACCUGGAGACAAGAGAGCUGCAGGUGACACCCACGGCCAACCAGAACAAUCCCUACACUUCAAGUGUAACGGCCGUAAAGGAGCAGCUGAGGCGGCUGCUAUGUGCGACGCGCUCCUCUGUGUUGCUGAGCUGCAGGCCCGCUCAGGCCUCGGAGGUCAAGGACGCCAGAAACAAAGUGGUUUCACCCCCUAAACCCCCUCGCGCACACGACUGGAAGCUGCUGGUGAAGAACAUCCGGGUGACACUGAAUCAGGAGGAAGAUGCUGCAGGCAGCAUCAGUCCUCUGUGUGUACUCCAGUUAGAUGAUCCCCCGCAGAGGUUUAACACCUCUGUUUCAAAGAACACAACCAAUCCUGCCUGGGACCAGCCGUUCAUCUUUGAAUUGAAUGGACUCUCUAAAGAGCUCAAUAUUCAGCUGAUGAAUGACGGACAACCUCAAGAAAAUUCCUUACUCGGUCAGGUGUCAGUGCCUUUUGAUCUCGUAAAGAAGCAACCCAAAGGACAGCAAACAUUUGCACUUAUGACCAAAGAAGGAGUGACUGGAUCACUUACUACUGACUUUACCUACCUGGAGCCCAGUGAGGUGAGGUCCUGGCACCCUCCCACCCCAGCCUCCAGUAAGAGGGUGGAGAUGGACCGUACAGUCAUGCCCUGCGGCACGGUGGUCACCACCAUCACCGCGGUGAAGAGCAAGCCGGGUCGACAGCUCCCACUCAACAUAGAUCCUGCCCAGAAAGCGGUGGCCAACAAGCCCAAGCUGUCGGAGCGCCGCGUUUCAGAGCAGGCGUCCAUGAUGGGCGCCACGGUCAGCAAGGCCCUGUCCUCCUCUGACACCGAGCUGCUGAUGCUCAACGGCACGGACCCGGUGGCGGAGGCCGCCAUCAGACAGCUCCACCAGUCUGCCAAACAGAAGCUCAAGUCCCCGGUGAAGAAGAGCACCAUCAUCAUCUCUGGCAUCGCCAAAACUCCCCUGUCUCAGGACGAUGAGCUCGCUCUGAUGGUGGGCUACGCCGCUGCGAUGGACGCCUCGAUGUCGGAGGGCAGCUCCUCUCAGGACAUGACCGCGGCGGUUGCGACGGGGGCCAGCAGCCCUCCGGACGAGUCCGAGGAGCCUCAGGAAGGCCCCAGCGGAAUAGGCCGGCCUCCGGAGGACUGGGAGAGCCAAACGGGAGAGGAACUGAACCACACCUCGCUAUCCAUGUGUGUGUCUGAGGCCACAUGCAAGAAGAGCAGAGGCAGCUUCCUUCAGAAGAGCGCCAAGCUCUUCUUCCGGCGGCGUCACCAGCGCAAGGAUCCGGGGAUGAGCCAGUCCCACAACGACCUGGUGUACCUGGAGUCUCCGGCCGCGGUGGAGCGGGCGAGCCGGACAGCCACGCUCAGCCGCAUGCUCAAUCGCAAGAGUAAGAAUAAGAGUAAAGCCAAUGGCUCUACCUCCACGGGGGGGGAGCCACAUGCGUGACCUCCCACUCCUGUCACCUCAGCCUUCCCCCCGCCUACAACAACUACCAUCACCACCUCAAACUUGCACUGGCGAACCUCCUGGCUAACCUCCCUCACCACCACCACCCUACCCCUGCAUACUUGGGGCUCUUGCAUCGUGAAUGGGAAAAACUGUGUUGAUGGAAAAAAGAAAUAUCCUCUUUCAGUGCCGUUUCCUGCUUCCUUUUGAAGAAGCAGAUAUUCCACCGAAAAAAAAGCAAGCGUGUGCAUGUUUGGAUGAAGGUCUCCCGGCAUUUCAGAGGAUAUUAUUUAGCAUGUUCCUUUAUAUUUGAUUUUAUGCAACAUUUUAAAAGUGCUUUCGUGGCCUUUAAGCGGACAGAAAGGACUGGUGCGGGCCAUCGCUCUCUUAACACCUCACCGACAGGGUGAGGUGGAAAGAGUUAAACUCUCCCCUGCUGUAAAACCGUAAAAACUUCUCCUACGGUGGAACAACAGGACCAAAGACGAAGAGAAGAGUGGUAUUUGUAUGAUUUGCACAAUUUUAAGUACCUUUUGUUUUAAAAAGUGCAAUGACAGGAAGCUACUCUCAUGAUUAAGAGAUUCAUGUUAAAACAAAGGGAGAUCAGUGCAUGACCAGUGCAAGUAGGAGAGAGUAACAUGACUACUUUUUUUGACACUAAUACUAUGAAAUAUGGUAUUUAUAUUAGUCCAUUUAAAAUCCUUUAUUCCAAAUGAAACAACAGCUAUAUGUGAGCUGUUUAAAAAAAAAAAAAAGGCUUCAAAGUCCAGGUCCAAUGUCGUUUUUCCGACCGGCAUGUAAUCAUGAAAUUGUCAUGUGACACUGGCCGUUAGCAGAAGUUAACACCUCUCACCCCCGAAAAAAGAAAACGAGAAGCUGUGACACUGUGGCGAACAGAAACCGUGUUUUUCUGUUUACUCCUCUUCGCGGUGUUUUCAAAUGAUAUGCAACUUUCUUCUUUUGUCUUCCUAAAAACAACAAAAACUACUGUUAGCAGCACAGUUGUUAAUGUGUCAAAAGGGAAAACACAUGACACAAACCUUUUUAAUCCAGGGACUGUGACGUUACACUCGGCCAUACUCGUCGCAUUAAGCACUAACGAGACUUGUCAUUUGCUCAUUUUUAAUCUGAAUUCAGUCUUUUUUAUUUGAUGUUUUAUUGUUUUUAAAAAAAGAUGUAGCUUGGAACACAUGAACAAGAGGAAAGUGUGAACACAUUUUUGGGGGCAACCACGUAGUUUGGCUGCUUGUGUUGUUUUUUUUUUUUUAUCCAGCUAAUGAUUGUAUUUUCUUUAUGUAAGCAGCUUUGUUGAAGACAUUUCUGUACAUCAUGUCAACUACUGUUUCUUCAAUAAUCUGCUCGGAUAACAA
Molecule: messenger RNA, 3890 nt
Organism: Larimichthys crocea (large yellow croaker)
Lineage: Eukaryota; Metazoa; Chordata; Actinopteri; Sciaenidae
Gene: c2cd2
Product: C2 calcium dependent domain containing 2
Exons: 13
Coding region: 517-2520 (667 amino acids)
Source: RefSeq, a predicted model, not a curated record